AUGGCGCCGUCGAAGCGGAUCAGUAAGGCGACCAAAAUGAAAUGCCUGUACCGUCGGCGUGCAAAUAUUUUAAAUUCGGCAGGGCUGAUCCAGACGUUUGACGUUGAGUACGUCGUGGAUCAGGCCAAUCAACUUCCAAUUCGUAUCCAACAUUUGGACGAAUUGUGGCGGGAAUUUGAGGGAGUACAAAAUGAAAUCGAAGAUCUUGAAGACGCAGAUGACGAGUUCAGUGAUGAGAGACGGACAUUUCAAAGUCUUUAUUACACCCUGAAGGCAUCGUUGACAACCAAGGUACCCCCUCCGUGUAUUCCGUCGUCGUCUAGAAAUCCUCCGAUCCCCGUUGCUCAGUCUGUGCCAAAUCUCCGUCUUCCAGAAAUCAAACUCAAAGAAUUUUCCGGCAAGUUUGAUGAAUGGGAGUCAUUCAGCGAUCUUUUCAUCUCACUGAUUCAUUCAAACCAGCAGCUAACCAUGGUGCAGAAGCUGCAUUAUCUGCGUGCAUCGCUCACUGGCGAGGCUGCACGCAUGAUUGCUCCCCUCGAUAUCACCGCAAACAAUUAUUCGGUAGCAUGGAAGCUACUGAAAGACCGAUUUGAGAACAAGCCGAUGUUAAUCAAGCGUCACAUGACUGGCUUGCUUUCAAUUUCUCCACUUAAAAGAGAGUCUGCUAGUGAACUUCUAGAUUUGGCAGAUGAGUUUGACCGCCAUGUUCAACUUUUGGAUAAGCUUGAGGGAGUUGAAGAGCAUUGGAACUCGUUCUUGGUGGAACGACUCAGUAGUUGUCUAGAUCCCAUCUCUCUUCGCGAAUGGGAAACACAAUUCUCGGGCGAAGUUAGACCAACAUAUCAACGUGUCGUCGAUUUCAUCCACAAGCGAUCCCGAAUCUUACAAACCCUUAUGCUCUCCCAACCUAGCGCUGGCUUGCAGCCCGAAUGCAAGUCGAAGCUACGUGUUUCUGCUGUUCACGUAAGCUCAUCGAACACUGUAGUGUGCGCCUGCUGUCAGCAGCAACAUUUGCUGUUUCAGUGCGGCAAAUUCCAGUCCCUCACUCCUCACGAACGGUUCGAUCUCAUCAAAAGGAACGGCCUCUGCAUCAACUGCAUGAAAGGGGCCCAUCUAGCGAAGGACUGUACCAGUGGCGGAUGCAAAACCUGUGCGAAGAAACACCAUACGAUCUCUCGGUCGGUUGAGCUUUCGAACGCCUCACCACUCGUGUCGUCGUUUCGCGAAUUAUCGUCCGCUUUCGGUUACGAACCUCCCUCGUCGUCGGUAGUCUCGUUCGAUUCAAAUUUACCUCCUAAUGCCUGUCAAAGUGCUGAAGUGAUCCACAAACAGAACACAAAUGCCGUGCUGCUUUCUACUGCCGUGAUCAAGGUCCUGGAUGGGGACAAUAAAUACCAAUACGCUCGUGCGCUCUUGGAUAGUGGAUCCCAGCCCAGCUUCAUCUCCGAAGCACUGUGUCAAAGGCUCAACUUAAAGCGGACAAAGCUCAAUUCUCCAGUCAGCGGUAUCGGACAGUCUAUGGUUAACGUACGCUACGGUGUAACCAUGUCGAUUGCCUCUCGCUUUGGUACCUUCACAUCCAAUCUUGACUGCUUGGUUUUACCGAAGCUCACCGUUGCACUACCCAGUUGCAGCAUCGACGUAACACGCUGGCGGAUUCCAAGGCAUCUACCACUUGCCGAUCCGCAGUUCAACAUUAUCCAAGGGGUUGAUGUCAUCAUCGGCGCUGAACUUUUCUACUUGCUUCUGGAAAACCAGCAGAUCAGUCUAGAUGCUGGCUAUCCAAUCCUCCAAAAAACCGUUCUCGGUUUCGUCGUCUGUGGUAAAGUCACGGAACAAGCUACCACAGAGGUAGUUGUGCAGUCUAGUCAUCUCUGUACCGAUGAGUCGCUCGAUUCCCAGUUGGAAAGGUUCUGGGAAAUUGAGAAUCUUGAUAGUGAAAAGGCAUUCACUCCAGACGAGCAGUUCUGUGAGGAACAUUUCCAGCAAACCAUUUCGAGGGACGAGAAUGGUCGAUACGUCGUUCACCUUCCGUUGCGGAAAGAAUUGGUUUCGCUAAUCGGGGACUCGUAUACUCCUGCACUUCGUCGAUUGCUGUCGAUGGAGAAGAAGUUCGCCGUUGAUGAAAACUUUCAUGAAGAAUACAGCAACGUUAUGGAGGAGUACCAGAAGUUGGGCCACAUGGAGGUAAAUUCGCGCGCGUUAUCCGGCCCACAGUUUUUCCUCCCCCACCACGCCAUCCAUCGCCCAGAGAGCACAACAACGAAGACUCGGGUUGUAUUCGAUGGAUCCAGCCAUGGUGCCAACGGCCUGUCGAUAAACGAAGUCAUGUGCAUUGGACCCACAGUGCAGCCACCGCUGCAAGCAACCGUCAUCAAUUUUCGGAUGCCACGCUUUGCCUUUACCGCUGAUGCACAGAAGAUGUUCCAGCAGAUCUGGAUACAUCCAGCUGACCGCAGAUACCAGCAAACUCUUUGGAGGAACGAUCCGUCCGAGCCAAUUUGCGUUUACCAAAUGAAGACGGUUAUGUACGGACUGGCCAGCUCACCAUACUUGGCAACUCGAGUGCUCAAUCAAUUGGCAACUGAUGACGGAGAACACUACCCUCUCGCAGUGCCAGUCAUCCGGAAGGGAACCUACGUCGACGACGUAUUGACUGGGCACGACGAUCUACACACCCUUCAGGAAACUUGUGGGCAGCUCAUCGCCUUGCUUGAAGGUGCAGGUUUCGUAUUGCGAAAAUGGGCGGCCAACGACAGCACGGCACUAGUGAACGUUCCUACCGAGUUAUGGGAAACCUCAAGAAAGUUAGAAAUCGAUCGUUCGACUGCCGUCAAGACGCUAGGCCUUCUGUGGUUUCCUGAAUCCGACCAGCUCAUGUUCAAGAUACCAGCCCUUUUUGAGCACGCCGUCAUCACCAAGAGGGUAGUUGUGUCCGAGAUGUCCCGCUUGUUCGACCCCAUCGGUCUGCUCGGGCCUGUCGUACUGUGUGCCAAAAUGUUUGUGCAAACACUCUGGGCGGAACACUUGCCAUGGGAUACGGAGCUCUCUACCGAAUUGCAAGAAUGGUGGAUGACUUAUCGAACUGACAUCCAGCAGCUAUCGAUCCUACAAGUUCCGAGAAGGAUUCUUGCAAACACUUCUCGUCAAUAUUCUCUUCACUGCUUCUGCGACGCUUCAACGAAAGGUUACGGGUGCUGUGUCUACGUCGUUUCGCCAGACGAAACGGGAGAGCUCCAUAGUCACAUUCUUACCUCGAAGUCUCGUGUUGCACCACUGCGUGGACAAUCUAUUCCACGGCUGGAGCUUUGUGCUGCGCUACUUGGAAGUCAGCUCGUGGACUCUUUACAUAGGACUACCGAAUUUACAGCGUCAACGACAAUGUGGACCGACAGCACAAUCGUUCUACACUGGCUAAAGUCGAGAUCCAACAUCUGGAAAGUUUUCGUUUCCAAUCGGGUGGCUGAGGUUCAACGACUUACAAAGGCAUUCGAGUGGAGACAUGUUUCCACGGACUUAAACCCGGCCGACCGGAUUUCGCGAGGUACCCUGGCAAGUCAGAUCGCGAAAGACGAUCUAUGGUGGCAUGGUCCCAAAUUCCUGCGAUACCCGAAGGAGCAAUGGCCAGAAUCAAUAUUCCCGACGCCAGAUGAUCAAUUCGUCAACGAGGAGGCUCGUCGUGUCGUCGCAUUACAUAUCAACACAGUAGAUCAAGAGCUCUUCGACCGAUAUUCAGAGCUCGCCAACCUGCUGAAAGGUAUUGCCCACUGCUACAGGUUUUACCACAACUGCAAGCGGCCAAAGGAGCAGCGCUCAACUGGAUCACUGUCGCCUGAUGAAUGUGAUCAUGCACUGAAGGUUCUAGCUCGUCUCGCUCAACGUUCCUCCUUUUCGGCAGAAGUCAAGAUAUACACUCUCCAGAAGAAUUCCCCGACGCCACCGAAUCUUGGACCAAAGUCCCCUCUUCGAAAGAUGAACCUUUUCAUGGACGAAUUCGGGUUGCUACGAAUCGAUGGUCGUUUACGCUACUCGAACGCACCAUUCGACACCCGAUUUCCGAUCUUGCUACCGUCCGACCACAAACUGAGCUUGAUGAUCGUGCGAGCAGUACACCUCAAAACAUUGCACGGUGGACCUUCACUUCUGCUUGCUACAGUACGUCAACGAUUCUGGCCACUCCGGGGUCGUGAUCUAGCUCGUGCAGUAGUUCGUCAAUGCGUCACUUGCUUUCGGUGUCAUCCUAAGCUGUCAACUCAAAUCAUGGCACCGUUGCCGGAAGUACGCACUACACCAGCACGACCGUUCUUGUAUUCGGGAAUGGAUUACUGUGGGCCGUUUCUCGUUCGUCCGCUGAAUGGGAGGGGCGCGUCGGUGAAAAUGUACGUUUCGCUUUUCGUCUGUCUGGUGGUGAAGGCCGUGCACAUCGAAAUCGUCGCUGAUUUAUCCGCCGCGUCGUGUAUCAACGCCGUGAAGCGCAUCGUCGCGCGGCGCGGACGUAUAGUGGAGCUACAUUGCGAUAAUGCGACCGCUUUCGUCGGGGCGGAUCGUGAGCUCAUCGCGUCGCGUAAAGAGUUCCUGCAGCAGUUCAAGGGCGACGAAUGGCGAAACCAUUGCUUGGACAACGGGAUCAAGUUCCAGUUCAUCCCCGCCCGCUCGCCACACUUCGGUGGCAUUUGGGAGGCGGGAAUCAAAUCAUUCAAAUACCAUUUCCGUCGAAUCAUGGGACUGAAAGCAUUCUCGGUGGAUCAGUUCCACACAGUCGUCACGCAAGUUGAAGCAGUGCUCAAUUCUCGCCCCCUAUCACCGCUCACUGAUUCUCCCGAUGAUCUGGCGGCUCUGACGCCAGGACAUUUCCUGGUCGGGGAACCACUCGUCGCAAUCCCGGAACCAGAUCUGAACCACAUCAAUCCUGGACGGCUCAGUCGCCUACAGGAUAUGAAGAAAACGCUGCAGGACCUUUGGACUCGUUGGUCACGUGACUAUGUGAGCCAGCUUCACCAACGGACGAAGUGGAGAAAGCAACAAACCGAUCUACGACCAGGUCAACUAGUCCUUCUGAAGGAGAAUACGCCACCUCUCCACUGGCCUUUGGGGCGUAUCGUCGAGACCAUUCCGGGCAAGGACGGCCGAGUUCGGGUGGUUGUCGUAAAGACUGCGGGCGGCCGCUACAAGCGAGCCGUGACUGAAGUGUCGGUUCUUCCAACCGAGCAGGACGAAGAAGCUACAACGAACGACCAAGUUAUCUGUUGA
Ochlerotatus camptorhynchus is the source of this 5250-nucleotide messenger RNA. RefSeq lists its product as uncharacterized. The record is from RefSeq and is a predicted model, not a curated record. The transcript has 2 exons. Gene Ontology annotation, molecular function: nucleic acid binding. Gene Ontology annotation, biological process: DNA integration. The coding region runs from base 1 to 5250 and encodes 1749 amino acids. Lineage: Eukaryota; Metazoa; Arthropoda; Insecta; Diptera; Culicidae.